CUUUAGAGAAAGUGGUUACUUAAAAAUAUUUAUAACGUAAACAAUACUUCGGUAAGUGGUUUUAAUUUACUAAUGUUGUCGAUUGUGCACAGUUUGUUGGUUAGUUGUGUGUGAGUGCUUGAAUAUUUUAAUUAUUUAAGAUGAAUAUUCAAAGAGGCAAGAAAUUAGUUGAAAUGGCGUUAUCCACUCAUCUGGAAAGCAAUGAAGAAAAUGUAAAUCAACAGUCGAUUUUGAACACAGAGAACCUAGUAGUAGACGAUCAUAGGAUCUUGACUACUACUGACUUGACCUGAUGAUGUUCACGGUAUAGACCGUGAACAUCAUCAGGUCAAGUCAGUAGUUUAACAUACUAUUCUGUACUUGACUUCUCUAGUGAUGAUUCUGUACGAGAUCCAUGUUAUGAAUUACCGAGACUUCCAAUCACAUCAAGUUCAAGUACUUGUGAUGAAAUUUCAAUGAAUCCUAAUGUGUCUCCAAAAAAGAGUAUACGUACUAUAAAAAGAGAAAAAAAAAAGUAACUUAGGACAGGCAUACAAAACUUUAAAAAGAAAAUGUAUAUCAGA
Messenger RNA from Bombyx mandarina (wild silkworm), 563 nucleotides. RefSeq lists its product as uncharacterized. The record is from RefSeq and is a predicted model, not a curated record. Lineage: Eukaryota; Metazoa; Arthropoda; Insecta; Lepidoptera; Bombycidae.